This is a messenger RNA of Cottoperca gobio, 1062 nucleotides long. RefSeq names its product heat shock protein, alpha-crystallin-related, b6 (gene hspb6). Gene Ontology annotation, cellular component: nucleus; cytoplasm. Gene Ontology annotation, biological process: response to heat; negative regulation of apoptotic process; protein refolding. The record is from RefSeq and is a predicted model, not a curated record. Lineage: Eukaryota; Metazoa; Chordata; Actinopteri; Perciformes; Bovichtidae. The transcript is spliced from 4 exons. Bases 185 to 619 code for a protein of 144 amino acids.
CCGUAGCAGUCAGUCACGCCAAGCAUCCAGAGAGCGCGGAGCUUGGAGUCAGACAGACGGGCGCACCAUCGGUACUCACAGCACCUCAUUUGGGACUUGGCACAAGCUGAGAACACACGCACUUGAACAGGGGCUGUCGUUUCCUCCUCGCACACUCAUUUGGUCAGGGAAUUUAAGAAGAGAAAUGGACUUCAUCAUGCCUCCCACUUUGCCAGCUGGUGGUAUCCCAUGGGAGAAGGUUUUACCACCUCUUAUUCCUCGGCUGAAUCAGACUUAUGGACAAUAUAACUGGUCCCCGAAAUUACUGAUUCCAGAGACUGAUAAUACCAGCUCUGCAGAGGUCAACUGUGACGACAGCGGUUUUACCGUUCAAGUUGAUGUAAAGCUCUUCAACCCAGAGGAGCUAAUGGUCAAAGUGACAGGGGACUUUGUGGAAGUGCAAGGCAAGCAUGAAGAAAAAAAGGAUGGUGCAGGGGUUACAACACGGCAGUUUAACCGCCGCUACCGAAUCCCAAAGGGAGUGGACACCAUGGCUUUGGAGUCAGCGGUCUCUCCAGAUGGCAUCCUCAUCAUAUCUGCACCGAUGUUGCAAACCGAGGACUCCAGAAUCGUGACCUAAUCCCUUUAAUGCCAAACACUCAAAUUUCUGCUAUCUUCACCAUGAAAACAUGUGCAACAGAAGCCUUUAAGAACUCACAGGCACUUUCAGAAAUAACUUGAGGCUCCUUCAGUCACAGCAACACAUGGCAUGCAUGUGCCAAAACACCCAUUUGUUUUUGUUCCUGGCUCUGUUCUAAUAUUCACUGCUCUCUGAGGUUUGUAUAUACUGCUCUGCUAUUACUCAUCAAUCUUACAUGAUGUUUAAAAGGAACCAGUCUUUGUAAAUAUUCUGCGUUCAUAGUUCAAUGUGCUGUUUUUGUGUGUGUGACUUUUGUAAAAUGUAUUGUAAUUGUGAUUAAUGAUGCACGCAAACAUAUCUCCAAACUCUUUAAUGUGGAAAUAUUUCUUCAAAAAUGAAUAACUAAACUUUAUUUCUUUAUAAAAUAAAAAAGUGAGAACGAC